Messenger RNA from Funneliformis caledonium, 2361 nucleotides. NCBI's taxonomy places the organism in Eukaryota, Fungi, Glomeromycota, Glomeromycetes, Glomerales, Glomeraceae. The record is from the annotation of a GenBank genome assembly.
AUGAUAAAAGGUGUAGGAAUAAUAAAACGUGCCCCAAAACAUGUCGAAAUUGUUGAAAAUGCAUAUAUUUUAAAAUUCACAAUCACCCCAUCACUUGAUGAUAGGAAAAAACAUGUUGAGAUUAUUAAACAACAUGAAUAUUUUCAUGCAGAGAUUAAGAAAAAAGGAUUAAAUAUUACCGUAAGAUACGAAUUUUAUGAGUUAAUUAACGCCAUUUCAUUUGAGAUUAAAGAAGAUGAUUUGGAAAAGAUUGUGGAAAUAGUGGGAGUACAAAGUAUUGAGCCUGUUCAAAAACACCAGAUAUUGCCAACUUCUUCAAAUAUGAAGGUUGAAAUCGAAUCAAAAUAUACCCAAAUGUCAUUUGAUAAACGUGAUUGGAUACCAGAUACACCGUUAAAUCUUUCUAAAGAUGCAAAUUUGAAUUCUAUACAUAAAAUGAUGGGGGUUGAUUUGGUUCAUAACAAAUUAGGAUACUAUGGCAAAGGAAUUAAAGUCGGAAUCGUAGAUACUGGAAUUGAUUAUCUGCAUCCAGCGUUAGGGGGAUGUUUCGGACCAGGGUGUAGAGUUGAAUACGGAUACAAUUAUUUAGAAGAUACGUGGGAUCCACGUGACGUAUGUGUGGGGCACGGAACUCAUAUCGCAGGGAUAAUUGGAGCAAAUGAUUCAAUGCACAGUGGAUUUAUUGGAAUAGCACCUCAAAUUACAUUUGGUGCUUAUCGUACCAUGGACUGUGAAGGGAAGGGCGAAGGAGAUGUGGUAAUGACAGCAUUGCAAAGAGCUAAAGAUGAUGGAAUGAAUAUAAUUAAUUUAUCAAUGGGAGGAACUACUUGGACCACAACGCCACUUUCAAAGAUGAUAGAUGCAUUGACGAGAUCUGGAAUCAUUGUAGUUACAGCUAAUGGAAAUGUUGGAAAUGAAGGGAUUUUUGAAUCAGUAGGAGAAUUACUUGAAAGUGAUGCUAUUUCCGUAGGCUCGAUUGAUAAUACUCAUUAUUUAACUUUUAAAGCUUAUGAUGUUUCAGACAAGAAUUUUAGUAUUGAUUACGUUACUGUAUCUGCGAGAGCAUUUACUUUCUCUUCAGCCAAAGUCGAAAUAUUCCCAGAUUAUGAAUGCCCAACAAAUUUCCAACAGUAUGAAAGCAAAGUAGUUCUAGUUACAUUAGAUACAUGUCCUUUAGAUUGCGUAUGGAUAGGAAAUUUACAAAAAUUUCAAGCAUUAGGGAUAUUAUUAGUAACAGAAAUAACGCUUGGACCAACUUUAGCAAAUUUUAAUAACGCAAAAGUAACGAUACCAACAGCUACAGUAACUCCUAAUAUAGCUCGAUUAAUUAAAGAUAAGAAAAAAGAGAAAAGUAAUUUAGAAAUGGAUUUCUCCGAAAAAACGGGAUAUUAUAUAUCAAAUCCUAUUGGUUAUUCAAUGUCUUAUUUUUCUUCUUGGGGUUUAUCUAAUGAUUUAGAAAUAAAGGAAUUAGUAGCACCAGGAGGGAUAAUAUUUUCAACUUACCCUAUACACCUUGGAAGUUAUGCGCAACUUUUAGGCACAAGCAUGUCAACAGCUUGUGUGGCAGGCGCAUUAGCACUUUACAUCGAAGCCAACAAAUCGUCACGAAACGCACGCGACAUGUUAAAACUUUAUUCGAAGCCAAUAUACGAUACCCAAAAUGACGAAAAAGCAUCAGUUCUCCAGCAAGGCGCAGGAUUAAUUAAUAUAUAUAACUCGAUAAUAAGUACAACGGUAGUGACACCCUUCAAAAAAUCAUCAUUAAAGGGAACGCAAUUAUUCGAUAAUCAAUAUUUAGAUAUUCAAAAUUAUGGAAAGGAAGAAAUUACUUAUAGGCUUAAACAUGUUCCUGCGAUUUCCGUUAAUGGGUAUAAUGGAACUAGGAGUGUACCAACAAAAUAUAUGAAAUUUAACCAUUCUACUGCUAUUGUACAAUUUGAAAAAGAUCAAGUUACCGUUCAGCCAGGGUGUAACGUUAAGGUUUUAUUCACGAUUUCACCACCAAAUGAUUUGGUUAAAGAACAACGGUGGUUUUAUAGCGGAUUUAUUCAAGUGGAACCACAAGAUCAAUCUAGUUCACCAGUUACAAUUCCAUACGCCGGUUUCGCAGGAGAUUUAAGAUCACUUCCGAUAUUAGGACAACCAGAAUUCCCACAAAUACGAAAGUCAAAUACCACAAUAUCUUCGGAUACAACAACACCUACAACAUUCACAAUGAACAAUUCAGAAAACAAACCAAUAAUAUCCAUAAUAAUUUCGACACCGACCAAACUUUUAUUAAUUCAUGCUUUAAAUUCUGAUAAACAAAUCAUCGGAUUAUUACCAGGAGUAAACGAUCUGAUGGCUUUACGAACGAUUUAG